AUGAGGAGAAGUUUCCUUGCACUGCUUGAUCUUCUAUCAUUCGUCGUUUUGAGCACAGCGAAAGGUCUGAUGCUGCUACAGGAAAGUCAUGAGCAAACGUUUGCCUACGCUUUGGAGAAGAUUCCAACAGCACCGAUUGAGGACCAUGUUCUCGAUAUUUUGGAAUUGGAGGAACCACCUCCGCUUUUCACUCGUCGCAAGCGCGUUGACAAAAUCACCACGUUUAUGGCGAAGUUGUAUCACGAACUAGAGGACGAUGUUGAGGGGGAGAUUUCAAGUCAAACUUCUGGAGUUGAAGACUGGAGCAGCGCUGAUAGGAUAGUGUCAUUAUCCCCCAAAGAGAUGAAUUUCUCCAACGGGAUUGUUGCUAUUGCAUUUAACUGCGAUGAUUUGCCGUCCAGUGGUGCUUCUCAUUUAAUCGCAUCGCAGCUCAGAAUAUUCCUUCCAGAAGAAGAAUUGCUUUUUGCUGAGAUAUCAAUAUACCACAAUAAGACAGGUGCUCUUACCUUAGUUGACUCCACAGUCGCAACAUCGCAACAAAAAACUGUUGGUUUCAAUAUCACUCGAAUGAUGUCGGAUUGGAUUCUGGGGCUGGCCGAACCGAAACUAUUUAUUCGGAUUGAAAGUGGUUAG
Angiostrongylus costaricensis is the source of this 633-nucleotide messenger RNA. The record is from the annotation of a GenBank genome assembly. NCBI's taxonomy places the organism in Eukaryota, Metazoa, Nematoda, Chromadorea, Rhabditida, Metastrongylidae.